Molecule: messenger RNA, 1508 nt
Organism: Cheilinus undulatus (humphead wrasse)
Lineage: Eukaryota; Metazoa; Chordata; Actinopteri; Labriformes; Labridae
Product: glial cell line-derived neurotrophic factor-like
Exons: 2
Coding region: 451-1236 (261 amino acids)
Biological process (GO): peripheral nervous system development; positive regulation of branching involved in ureteric bud morphogenesis; negative regulation of neuron apoptotic process
Molecular function (GO): growth factor activity; receptor tyrosine kinase binding; glial cell-derived neurotrophic factor receptor binding
Source: RefSeq, a predicted model, not a curated record
CAGAGGAUGGUCCUUGAAACGUCAGCACCACUCCCCAUCUCUCCUGUUAGAGCUCUCCUCUGUAGGCUCAGUCAGGUCUGAUGGUGAGAGGGGAUGAGCUGGAGAAGUCACUGAAUGAAGGAAGGGAUCUUUUUAUACUCCAAGUGUCUUCGGAUUUCAAACAACUUCACAAGAAGUCCUCUCUUUGUGUUUUACGCGCCUGUUUGCUUUCGUGUCUCUUGGAUGUUGCGCCACGCAGCGUAGCGUUUGCCAGCUGGCACGCGAGUGAUACUGUUCAGUUUACGUUACGCAGGAAACAGAGACAGUCCGUUUUGACCCGAGGGGAUGAGAGCGCUCCAGCUUUUCUUCUCAAACUAUCAAACGUCUUCAAUAUGUUGUCUAUCGCGUUCGCCAGAUGAUACCUCCUGAUUCUGCAUCGCGCCAUGUCCUUGUGCCGGAUUAAAGCGGACAAUGAAGUUAUGGGAUAGUCUGACCACUUGUUUGAUACUGCUGAGCGCCGCCGUGCACGUCAGCUCGCUGCUCCGGUCCAGCAGGAGGAGAGGGAGAGCGGAAGAGAGUCCCCUGGAGCUCCCGCCGGUUCAGAUCCGCCUGUCAGUCACUUCCCCGGGCAUCAGCCGCGAACGGGCGGAUCCAGCGGGCUGGGAGGAGACGCUGGCCGGAGACAUCAUGGAGGAGCCCCCGCAUGAGGAGUUUGAAGACGUAGUGGACUUCAUCAGAGUGACCGUCAGUCGGAUACGUCGCUCCUCUUCAUCCACCGUGUCCUCGUCUACCUCCUCACCCACCACGCUGUCUCCCUCCAAAGAGGUCUCAACUAGCAGGACCCGACACAGGAGAGAGAGGCGGAAAGGGGCGAGCCACCAGAGGCGGACCGGAGGGAGACUGGGGCUGACGUUGGGGGAGACAGGGAGGAAAGUUAGGGGAGGAAGAGUUAACGGAAGAGGCCAGGGCUGUGUGCUGAAACAAAUCCAACUCAACGUGACCGACCUGGGCCUCGGGUACCGCUCUAGUGAGGAGAUGAUAUUCAGGUACUGCUCUGGACCCUGCAGGAAGUCAGAGACAAACUAUGACAAAAUCCUCUACAACCUCGCUCAUAAGAAGAGGUUUCCUCCCAGAGACAUGCCCCCUCAGGCCUGCUGUCGGCCUAUAGCAUUUGACGAUGACCUUUCGUUUCUGGAUGACAAUCUCGUGUACCACACAGUGAGGAAACACUCGGCCAGGAAAUGUGGCUGUGUGUAGAGGGAGAGAUUGGCUGACCGUUUUUUUUGUGUGGUUAAUUUUGACUGAAAAGUAUGUUGUUGUUUUUUUUUCUCACUACCAGGAAUCUCAGGCAUUAUGUAUGAAGACAUAUCUGCCUCGAGUCCAUCAGUAAUAGAGUUUAAAAGAAGAAAAGAUGGUAUCAAAACAUUCUGAAAAGAAAUAUCCAUAAUGGUCCUACUCUUUGACUUUUUAGCAUUUCUCCUCACAGGCCUCGUGAGUCAGCUGACUCAUUCUGACUCUACAGGACAUAU